UCAUGGUAGAUGUUCGUCAACCAUUAUGCUUUCGACUGUGUUGGGUUUCCGUCGCAGAAGCUCAAGACAUAUCCAGAAGAGAGCAAAGUCGAACACCAGAAGUCGAACACCACAAGGCCAGUGGUCGCGCACAACGCCCGCAAAACGACCGUCCAAACAACAAAGACGAAACGAUAUGGGGUCAAGCCGAGUCUGCCUCUAGUUCAGCUACUGUAGAUCCGGUUGAUCUGGUGGCUGAGCCGGGGGGUUUACAGGUGCUGAGCAAUCGACGCUAGGGCGGAGCGGGACUACGGACUUGGACGGCCUUGUCCUUGUGGGAAGGCUUACGGGCUGGAUGGGAACAGGACGUUGGCACGUAUCAGGGAGGACGGGAGAAGAUGGAAGCAUUGUGUCUGUCGAGGCCGGGUAUCGUUCUGCGAGGUGUGAUGGUGCUAGUGGGGUGUGCAGGGAAGGUACGUCGCCGAAUGCGCUAGCCUGACCGUGUCAUAUGCGGACAUAUUGGAAUGAGACCAGGAGGGCCUGGCUGUGAAGCGUGUCGGCUGCAGGUGGCGGAGAUUCGAUUUGAAGCUUUACAUUUGAACGCAUGUCUGCCGCAGGUGGCGGAGAGUCG
Molecule: messenger RNA, 610 nt
Organism: Didymella exigua CBS 183.55
Lineage: Eukaryota; Fungi; Ascomycota; Dothideomycetes; Pleosporales; Didymellaceae
Exons: 1
Source: RefSeq, a predicted model, not a curated record